Limulus polyphemus (Atlantic horseshoe crab) is the source of this 528-nucleotide messenger RNA. Its product is annotated as glycine-rich cell wall structural protein 2-like. The record is from RefSeq and is a predicted model, not a curated record. NCBI's taxonomy places the organism in Eukaryota, Metazoa, Arthropoda, Merostomata, Xiphosura, Limulidae. Bases 1 to 528 code for a protein of 175 amino acids. The transcript has 2 exons.
AUGAGGACAGUGGUAGCAGUUCUGCUUUUGGUUACUACAGUCUACACUUAUGAAAGUAAAAAAGUCGUUUCUGUAGGAGGCUACGCAAGGGACGGAAACAGCGGAAGAGACGAUGUAAGUCAAGAAGGUUACGGAGGUUAUGAUGGCUAUGGGGCACAUGGAAGUAAAGGUGGACUAAGCCGAGGUAGUGGCGGACUAGGAAGUGGUUUUGGCGUAGGAAGAGGUUUCGGAAGUGGUUCUGGAAGUGGAAGAGGCGGCAGCGGUAGGCUAGGAAGUGGUAGUGGUUAUGGCACUGGAAGAGGUCUCGGAAGUGGUUCGGGAAGUGGAGGAGGUCGUGGAACUGGGUUUGGUACUGGAUUUGGAAGUGGUUCUGGAAAAGGUUCUGGAAGUGGAAGAGGUCAAGGCAGUGGGUUUGGAAGUGGAGUAGGAUUCGGUAGUGGGUCAGGAAAAGGUGGUGGUCGAGGUUUUGGAGUUGGCUCUGGUAGCGGCAGUGGCUCUGGUAGUGGAGGUGGUCAUAAGCGAUGGUAA